Messenger RNA from Aspergillus melleus, 1535 nucleotides. RefSeq names its product Rab family GTPase (gene YPT52). The transcript has 5 exons. Gene Ontology annotation, molecular function: GTP binding; GTPase activity. NCBI's taxonomy places the organism in Eukaryota, Fungi, Ascomycota, Eurotiomycetes, Eurotiales, Aspergillaceae. The record is from RefSeq and is a predicted model, not a curated record. The coding region runs from base 153 to 809 and encodes 218 amino acids.
CGUCAAACCAUCUUCCCCCCAACCUCAGCGCUUUCGCCUUCUCCCCUUCCCGUCCGCUCUCCGAUAACAUCUUAUCGCCCUUGGUUCUCUUCAACGCCCCUGAAUAUUCAUUAUUCUCUCUACCUGAAGUUGCACUCGUGACUGUACCGACUAUGGCAUCCAGAGCCCCAGCAGGCGCCCGACCGGGUGCGAGAUUCGCCCAGUUCAAACUGGUCUUGCUCGGAGAGUCGGCCGUUGGAAAGAGUUCGCUAGUACUACGAUUCGUGAAGGAUCAAUUCGAUGAUUACCGAGAGUCGACGAUCGGCGCUGCCUUCCUAACUCAGACUAUCUCCUUGGACGAAAGCACGACGGUCAAGUUCGAAAUAUGGGAUACCGCCGGUCAGGAGAGAUACAAGUCGCUGGCCCCUAUGUAUUACCGGAAUGCGAACUGCGCAGUUGUCGUUUAUGACAUUACACAAGCUUCGUCGUUGGAUAAAGCCAAGUCGUGGGUGAAGGAACUACAGCGCCAAGCAAACGAGAACAUCGUUAUUGCUCUCGCCGGUAACAAGCUCGAUUUGGUCACUGAGAAUCCCGACAAGAGAGCCAUCCCAACUGCAGACGCCGAGGCUUACGCUCGGGAAGCCGGACUGCUCUUUUUUGAAACUUCGGCCAAGACGUCGUCGAAUGUGCGGGAUCUGUUCACAGCCAUCGCAAAGAAACUGCCCCUUGAUCAAGCCGGACCCCGGAACUUGCGGACAACCCCCCGUCCCGGCGUGGACUUGCGGCCCGAGGCACCCGGUACCCAGGGCGCCGGUGCUUGCAAUUGCUAGAUCCUCUAACUUUAGGCCGAUUCUUGCGACAACCUGUAUCUUCUCUUGCCAUUCUAAUUUAUGCUCUCGUUCCACUUCGUCUCUUCGAUGCAGAAGGUGCAUUUCUUCAACCAGACUGCUGCUUGUUUUUUAAUGGUGUUGUUAUGGUCGUGAAUUAGGCCUCCUGGAUUCGAAGUUCCUUCGCUUGCUUACGAGGUAUCCAAUCCUCGUUACCCUAGGACUCAACUGCUGAUUUUCGGAUUACAUUACCCGCACAAUAUCCGUUGCUCACGAAAACCUCCGAAAGAUCUGUUCAUUGAUUCCUCCAUGUCGGGUGUGGGAAUUCGGAUGCCCUGCAGUGGCCUAAUUGGAUCUGGUUAUCUAGACGUCAUGCAGCAGGAAGAUCCCUGCAACAUGGUCAUUAUCUUUGCUUUGCUCUUAUCUGUUUCUUUUUCCUUUUUUAUUAACCGGCGUCUGUAUCCAUCUUUCUGUUGGGCUGAAUUCAUGUUACAUUUCUCUUGCUUUUUCCUGUCUAGUAUUCCGGAGGCUUCUCCCCGUAUGCUAUGCCUAUAUAAUUUUUUCUUGAACUCCUGGCCCUCAGAAAGUUGUUCCGCUCGCAUCUGAGCGUAGGUAGAUAAGCUUCAUGUAGUUCAAAUGAUGCUUGCGAUCAGCCUUGCAUAGGGUUGAGGCGUUCGGAGGCGGUGCGCGGACACCCGAAACUGAGCCACAGUCGGGCGGUGCAGGAUC